UUCUGGCAGUUUAUUUUUUUAUUUCUAACAGUGUUUCUAUCAGCUUACAAAUAACACUUUUAUAAAUAAAAUUUACUGAAAUAAGAAUAAAAUAAACUAUUUGAGAAUGUUUCAAAUGUUUAUCAGAACGAUGUGUUCGACGACUAUUAAAAAGAAGCCACCGAUUCCAGUAUUUGGUUUGGAAGGUCGCUACGUAAGCGCCCUCUAUAGUGCAGCUUCACAAAACAAUGAGUUGGAGCUUGUAGAGAACAGUCUAAAUGACUUCCAGACACUGCUGACUCGACCUAAAGUCGUGGACUUCAUAGCAACAAGUCUUAUACCUCGACCAGCUAAGGCUAAACUCCUUAUGGAUAUUGCUAAACAAGCAGGAAUGCCAUCAACAGCAGUCAACUUCCUUGGCCUGGUGGCCGAGAAUGGUCGUCUAAAGCAACUGCGACGUAUGAUAAACCUGUACCAUACUGUGAUGGUAGCACACAGAAAUGAGGCUCUAUGUGAAGUGAUCACCGCUGAACCGUUAGACUCAUCUACGAAACAAGCACUAACAGCAGUCCUACAAAAGUUCGUAAAGUCUGGCAAAAAUAUUCAAAUCACCGAAAAAAUAUCCAAAGACAUCAUCGGUGGUGUUAUUGUCGGAUUUGAGAACAAGCACGUCGACCUAAGCAUUGCGAGGAGUCUGAAUAAGUAUCGCGAAUUACUGAAACAGCCUGUAUAAUUUUGAUACUAAAUUGAUUUUACUUUGA
This is a messenger RNA of Spodoptera frugiperda (fall armyworm), 740 nucleotides long. Its product is annotated as ATP synthase subunit O, mitochondrial-like. Gene Ontology annotation, biological process: proton motive force-driven mitochondrial ATP synthesis. NCBI's taxonomy places the organism in Eukaryota, Metazoa, Arthropoda, Insecta, Lepidoptera, Noctuidae. The transcript has 3 exons. The record is from RefSeq and is a predicted model, not a curated record. Bases 107 to 712 code for a protein of 201 amino acids. Gene Ontology annotation, molecular function: proton-transporting ATP synthase activity, rotational mechanism.